AUUCAUAACAAAAAAACAAAAAAGAUUCACAAACCGCUACAAUAAUGGCCCUAAUUGACAUACACUCCUCUCCUGCUUCUCUCGAUGAGAUCAAACCAUGGAAGAUCAACAUGCAUAUAGUUAGAACUUGGAAGGGAAAUGACAAAGAAUCAGGCAACUCCAUCGACAUGGUUUUACUCGAUUCAUCGGGGACAAAAAUCCACACAACUAUAGAUGAAGCUUUUACCAAAUGGAUUACGAAUAUUGGUGGCGAAAACAUCAACAAGCCAAAUGAUGGAGAAACUAAAAUCGAUAUUCAUGAAGAUUUGUUGAUAACUGAGUGCAAAGAUCCUAUUAAAACUAUAGUGGAUGAAGUUUAUGGAGAAUCUUUUACAGAGUCCUAUAAUCCUGAUUUUUACCAAGAGAGGGCUAUUUUGUGUCAUACAAAUGACGUUGCGGAUGAGAUUAAUGAUUAUAUGCUUUCACAAUUACAAGGUGAAGAGACAAAAUGUUACGGCGCUGACACCAUUUAUCCAACGCAUGCAAGCCCAAAUGACAAAAUGUUAUACCCUCUAGAAUUUUUGAAUAGCAUCAAAAUCCCGGGCUUUCCUGAUUUUAAGUUGAGAUUAAAGGUUGGUGCUCCUGUCAUGUUACUUAGGGAUCUUGCUCCUUAUGGUUGGUUACGUAAGGGGACACGACUUCAAAUUACUCGGGUUGAAACUUUUGUGCUUGAGGCUAUGAUUAUAACAGGUAAUAAUCAUGGUGAGAAAGUCUUGAUCCCUAGGAUACCCUCAGACCUUAGGGAAGCAAAAUUUCCUAUCAAAAUGCGGCGUAGGCAGUUUCCUGUGAAACUUGCAUUCGCCAUGACUAUAGAUGAAAGUCAAAGGCAAACACUUUCCAAAGUUGGUAUAUAUCUACCAAGACAAUUGUUAUUUCAUGGACAAAGGUAUGUUGCGAUAUCCAAAGUGAAGUCAAGAGCUGGUUUGAAAGUUCUUAUCACAGAUAAAGAUGGGAAACCUGAUCAAGAAGAAACCAAGAAUGUUGUGUUCAAGGAGUUGUUUACAGAACAUUUGUCAGAACCAUUAGUCAACAUGUGUUAGACUGGCAGCAAACUAAUUGCUUUUAUUUGUUUUAUGUAAUUUGAUUUUCAUGGUGUUUCUUAUGGUAUAGUACUCUGUUUUCAGACUACAAUGUUUUACAUUCUGCUCUGUACAUUGAUUAUAGUUUGUUUUUUCGUCUAGGCUAUUAUUUUUUCAAAACAGGAUAAGACUUUAGUU
Molecule: messenger RNA, 1256 nt
Organism: Arabidopsis thaliana (thale cress)
Lineage: Eukaryota; Viridiplantae; Streptophyta; Magnoliopsida; Brassicales; Brassicaceae
Product: PIF1 helicase
Exons: 3
Coding region: 45-1079 (344 amino acids)
Source: RefSeq, marked reviewed